AUGGCGAUAAAGUUUGAUAAAUUGGAUAUUGGUGUAUUCUGCGCUUUAGCGCUUGCAGUUGUUGCAUAUCUACAAUUGGAUAAACUUCGGGCUUUGAUCUUUUCCGAUGAUUCAUCUUUGGCGGUUCAUUCGGAUUCUCGUGACAUUGUUGAGGUAUUGAAAGAAAAUAAGAAAGACUUCCUUGUUAUUUACGCAUCUCAGACCGGUACUAGUGAAGAUUAUGCUAAGAAAUUUGCGAAGGAAUUGGCUCAGAAGUUUUCUUUAAAUGUAAUGUGUGUUGACGUUGAAAACUACGACUUCGAGAACUUGAACAUGCUACCUGAAAAUGUGAUAGUGUCCAUCUUUAUCUCAACUUACGGAGAAGGCGAUUUACCUGAUGGCGCAUUUCAAUUUGAGGAGUGGUUGCAGUACUUAAAUCCUGGCGAUUUAGCUAAUAUCAGGUAUACUAUGUUUGGUUUCGGUAACUCAACGUACGAGUUUUACAAUGGCGCUGCUAAAAAAACUGAAAAGUUGCUUUCUGAAGCAGAAGCAAAGCGUGUUGGAUCAUUCGGUUUGGCUGACGACGGUUCGGGAAGUACUGACGAAGAUUACUUGGGCUGGAAGGAGUCUAUCUUUGAGGAUUUAAAGGAUGCUUUGGCUCUACAUGAACGCGAAGUUGUUUUUGAAUCAAGUUACGACUACUCCGAAUUACCUAAAGAAGUUAAUAACUCAAUUUCCUUGGGUGAGCCUAUUACAGCUUAUUUACCUGGAACUCCAUUGUCUUACAAUGAUGAUGGUAAACAAUUGGGGCCAUUUGACAGUACUCAUCCUUACGUUGCACCAAUUGUAAAUACAAGAGAAUUGAUGAAAAGUUCCGAUCGUAACUGUAUCCAUGUGGAAUUUGACCUUUCUGGCUCCAAUAUCAAAUACAGCACUGGAGAUCAUAUUGCUGUCUGGCCAUCGAACCCGGACGAGAAAGUCGCCAAGUUUAUCUCGGUCUUUGGUCUUGAUUCGGAAACUGUGUUUGACCUAAAGCCUAAGGAUAAUACAAUGAAGAUUCCUUUCCCUGUUCCUACUACAAUCGGUGCUGCAGUUAGGCACUACUUACAAAUUAGCGGUCCAAUUUCUAGGCAAAUUUUUAGUUCCAUUUCCCAAUACGUUAGCGAAACGGCUUUAAAGGAUAAGCUAAAUGCAUUGUCCAAGGAUAAGGUUGCUUUUGCAGAACAAAUUACGUCUAAAUACUUUGAUUUGGCUGAUGUCCUACUUUAUCUGUCCAAUGGUGUAAAGUGGGACUUUGUCCCUUGGGUAUAUUUGGUUGAAACAGUGCCACAUAUGCAGCCACGUUACUACUCAAUUUCUUCAUCUUCCUCGACCGAAAAGCAGACUGUUCAUAUCACUGCUGUUGUGGAAAAUUUCCCAAACCCAACUGCCCCAGCUUUAGGUCCUGUAACAGGUGUUACAACUAACUUGUUGAGGCAUAUUCACUUGACUAAGACUAAUGAAGAUAUCGCUAAAUCAACCCUUCCAGUUCAUUAUGACUUAAAUGGUCCCCGUGGUUUAUUCAGCCCUUACAAGCUUCCUGUUCAUGUUCGUCGUUCUACUUUUAGAUUACCCAGCAAUCCAGCUACUCCGAUAAUCAUGAUCGGUCCCGGUACUGGUGUCGCUCCAUUUCGUGGUUUCAUUCGUGAACGUAUCAAGCUGGUCUCGAGUCAAGAGAAUGUAAGUCUUGGCAAGCACUUGUUAUUCUACGGUUGCCGUAAUGAUGAUGACUUCUUAUAUCAUGAUGAAUGGCCUGAUUACGCUAAGAAGCUGGAUGGUGUAUUUGAAAUGGUGGUCGCCUAUUCAAGAAUACCUGGUAAGCCAAAGGUAUACGUUCAGCAUUCUAUGAUGGAAAGGAAGGCCGAACUAUAUGAGUUAAUUGAAAAAGGUGCAUUUAUUUACGUUUGUGGUGAUGCCAAGGGAAUGGCCCAAGAUGUUCAUAAAACUUUUCUUGACAUUCUGAGCCAAGGUAAGGAUAUCACUACUGAGGAAGCUUCUGAAAUCUUGAAGACUUUCAAGACAAGUGGAAAAUAUCUAGAAGAUGUGUGGUAA
Messenger RNA from Eremothecium sinecaudum, 2070 nucleotides. It is a transcript of the gene NCP1, whose product is annotated as NADPH--hemoprotein reductase. The record is from RefSeq and is a predicted model, not a curated record. NCBI's taxonomy places the organism in Eukaryota, Fungi, Ascomycota, Saccharomycetes, Saccharomycetales, Saccharomycetaceae. The transcript has a single exon. Gene Ontology annotation, molecular function: FMN binding; flavin adenine dinucleotide binding; NADPH-hemoprotein reductase activity. The coding region runs from base 1 to 2070 and encodes 689 amino acids. Gene Ontology annotation, cellular component: cytosol.